AUGGGCAACGCGGCCGGCAGCGCGGAGCAGCCCGCGAGCCCCGCAGCGCUGUCCCCCAAGCAUCACGCGGCGCCCAAGCAGCCGAUGCCCGCGGCCGGAGAGCUGGAGGAGAGGUUUAACCGGGUCCUGAACUGCAUGAACUUGCCCCCGGACAAGGUCCAGCUGCUGAGCCAGUAUGACAACGAGAAGAAGUGGGAGCUCAUCUGUGACCAGGAGCGUUUUCAAGUCAAGAACCCUCCUGAAGCCUAUAUCCAGAAGCUGAAGAGCUACCUGGAAAUCGGUGGGGUCAGCCGAAAGGUAGCAUCAGAUUGGAUGUCCAACUUAGGGUUUAAGAGGAGAGUCCAGGAGUCCACCCAGGUGCUAAGGGAGUUGGAGACCUCCCUAAGGACCAACCACAUUGGGUGGGUGCAGGAGUUCCUCAACGAGGAGAACCGUGGCCUGGAUGUGCUGCUCGAGUACCUGGCCUUCGUGCAGUGCUCUGUCACGUACUACAUGGAGAGCACAGACAAUGGGGCCCCGGGCUCCGAGAAGAGCAAGCCGCUGGAGCAGUCGGUGGAAGAUCUCAGCAAGGGCCCGCCCUCAUCCUUGCUGCCACAGCCCAAGAGCCGCCACCUGACCAUCAAGCUGACCCCGGCCCAUAGCAGGAAGGCCCUGAGGAAUUCCCGCAUCAUCAGUCAGAAGGAUGACGUCCACAUCUGCAUCAUGUGUCUGCGUGCCAUCAUGAACUACCAGUCUGGCUUCAGCCUCGUCAUGAACCACCCAGCCUGUGUCAAUGAGAUUGCUCUGAGCCUCAAGAACAAGAACCCUAGAACCAAGGCUCUGGUGCUGGAGCUGCUGGCGGCGGUGUGCCUGGUUCGGGGAGGACACGAUAUCAUCCUUUCGGCCUUUGACAACUUCAAGGAGGUAUGUGGGGAGCAGCACCGCUUUGAAAAGCUGAUGGAAUAUUUCCGGAACGAGGACAGCAACAUUGACUUCAUGGUGGCCUGCAUGCAAUUCAUCAACAUUGUGGUACAUUCAGUGGAGAACAUGAACUUCCGCGUCUUCCUGCAGUAUGAGUUCACCCACCUGGGCCUGGACCUGUACUUGGAGAGGCUUCGGCUCACGGAGAGUGACAAGCUGCAGGUGCAGAUUCAGGCCUACUUGGACAAUGUUUUUGAUGUGGGUGCACUGCUGGAGGACACUGAGACCAAGAAUGCUGUGCUGGAGCACGUGGAGGAGCUGCAGGAGCAGGUGGCCCUGCUGACAGAGCGGCUUCGGGACGCGGAGAACGAAUCCAUGGCCAAGAUCGCAGAACUGGAAAAGCAGCUAAGCCAGGCCCGAAAGGAGUUGGAGACCCUGCGGGAGCGCUUCAGCGAAUCGACCCCCAUGGGCACCUCCAGACGUCCCUCUGAGCCUGAGAAAGUGCCUGCCCCUGCCCCGGCGCGGCCCUCAGCGCUAGAGCUGAAGGUGGAGGAGCUGGAGGAAAAGGGGUUGAUCCGUAUCCUGAGGGGGCCCGGGGAUGCCGUCUCCAUCGAGAUCCUCCCGGUCGCUGUGGCAACUCCGAGCGGCAGCGAUGCCCCCACUCCGAGGGUGCCCAUCGGCUCCCCCAGCCCAGCCCAGUGCGCAUGUGUAGGGCGGGGAGGCGGACACACGACCCCUCAACCUAAGAAAUUGACACGCCCUUCUCCCCGCCCCCCUCCCCGGUUCUCGCUGGGCUCAGAACUCCCACCUGCAGCAGAGCCGGUUCCCGGAGCAGCAACCCCACCGCCGCCGCUGCCGGGAGACCAGCCGCCCCCACCCCCGCCACCACCGCUGCCUCCGGGCGCUGACGGUUCGGUGCCUCCACCGCCCCCACCGCCUCCGGGAGGUCCCUCUGCUGCUCUUGGAGGGCCUGGCUCAGAGAUGGGCCCGGGAAUGAAGGCCAAGAAACCCAUCCAGACCAAGUUCAGAAUGCCACUCUUAAACUGGGUGGCCCUGAAACCCAAUCAGAUCACAGGCACUGUCUUCACUGAGCUCAAUGACGAGAAGGUGCUGCAGGAGCUGGACAUGAGUGACUUUGAGCAGCAGUUCAAGACUAAGUCCCAAGGCCCCAAUGUAGACCUUAGCGCCCUCAAGAGUAAGGCAGCCCAGAAAGCCCCCAGCAAAGCCACGCUCAUUGAGGCCAACCGGGCCAAGAACCUGGCCAUCACCCUGCGCAAGGGCAACCUGGGGGCAGACCGCAUCUGCCAGGCCAUCGAGACGUACGACCUACAGACCCUUGGCCUGGACUUCCUGGAGUUGCUGACCCGCUUCCUGCCCACAGAGUAUGAACAUAGCCUCAUCGCCCGUUUUGAGCGGGAGCAGCGACCCAUAGAGGAGCUGUCAGAGGAGGACCGUUUCAUGCUGCGCUUCAGCCGCAUCCCCCGCCUGCCCGAGCGCGUGAACACGCUCACCUUCCUGGGCAACUUCCCAGAUACUGCCCAGCUGCUUAUGCCGCAACUGAAUGCCAUCAUUGCAGCCUCAAUGUCCAUCAAGUCCUCGGACAAACUCCGCCAGAUCCUGGAGAUCGUCCUGGCUUUCGGCAACUACAUGAACAGCAGCAAGCGUGGAGCAGCCUAUGGCUUCCGGCUCCAGAGUCUGGAUGCGCUGCUGGAGAUGAAGUCGACUGACCGCAAGCAGACGCUGCUGCACUACCUGGUGAAGGUCAUUGCUGAGAAGUACCCACAGCUCACAGGUUUCCACAGCGACCUGCACUUUCUGGACAAGGCAGGCUCAGUGUCCCUGGACAGCGUGCUGGCCGACGUGCGCUCCCUGCAGCGAGGCCUGGAGUUGACCCAGCGGGAGUUUGUGCGGCAGGAUGACUGCGCAGUGCUCAAGGAGUUCCUGAGGGCCAACUCGCCUAUCAUGGAUAAGCUGCUGGCAGACAGCAAGACGGCUCAGGAAGCCUACGAGUCUGUGGUGGAGUACUUCGGAGAGAACCCCAAGACCACGUCCCCCUCCAUCUUCUUUUCUCUCUUCAGUCGCUUCAUCAAAGCCUAUAAGAAAGCCGAGCAGGAGGUGGAACAGUGGAAGAAAGCAGCAGCUGCCCAGGAGGCAGGCACCGACACCCCGGGGAAAGGGGAGCCUCCAGCACCCAAGUCCCCACCCAAGAUCCGGCGGCAACAGAUGGACCUCAUCUCUGAGCUGAAAAGGAAGCAGCAGAAGGAGCCACUCAUCUAUGAGAGUGACCGUGAUGGGGCCAUUGAAGAUAUCAUCACAGUGCUCAAGACGGUGCCCUUCACUGCUCGCACCGGCAAGAGGACGUCCAGGCUCCUCUGUGAGGCCAGCCUGGGAGAGGAGAUCCCCCUCUAG
Molecule: messenger RNA, 3309 nt
Organism: Lipotes vexillifer (Yangtze River dolphin)
Lineage: Eukaryota; Metazoa; Chordata; Mammalia; Artiodactyla; Lipotidae
Gene: FMNL1
Product: formin like 1
Exons: 26
Coding region: 1-3309 (1102 amino acids)
Biological process (GO): cortical actin cytoskeleton organization; regulation of cell shape; cell migration
Cellular component (GO): cytosol
Molecular function (GO): actin filament binding; small GTPase binding
Source: RefSeq, a predicted model, not a curated record